Saccoglossus kowalevskii is the source of this 675-nucleotide messenger RNA. RefSeq names its product histone H1-III-like. Gene Ontology annotation, cellular component: nucleosome; nucleus. Gene Ontology annotation, molecular function: nucleosomal DNA binding; double-stranded DNA binding; structural constituent of chromatin. Gene Ontology annotation, biological process: negative regulation of DNA recombination; nucleosome assembly; chromosome condensation. Lineage: Eukaryota; Metazoa; Hemichordata; Enteropneusta; Harrimaniidae. The record is from RefSeq and is a predicted model, not a curated record.
GAACAACUAAUCUAACACGAUGUCUGACGCCGCAGCUCCCGCUCCACAGAAGAAGGCUACUAAGCCAAAGAAGGCAAAGGCACCGGCUGCCCAUCCAAAAACCAUGGACAUGGUUGUUGCUGCUAUCACCAACUUGAAAGAUCGCAAAGGGUCGUCUCUUCACGCCAUCAAGAAAUACGUCGGUGCUAACUACAAAGUCGACCUCGACAAGAUUACUCCUUUCAUUCGUCGUGCUCUGAAGUCUGGUGUUGCCGACGGAAAAUUGGUCCAAACCAAAGGUACUGGUGCGUCUGGCAGCUUCAAGCUAAAAGAAAAAGCUAAAGCUGAGAAGAAAGCUAAGAAGCCAAAGACACCAAAGAAACCCAAGGCAAAAAAACCAAAGGCCAAGAAACCAAAAGCAGCGACGAAAAAGCCAAAGGCAAAAAAACCUAAGGCCAAGACUCCAAAGAAGGCAAAGAAGUCGCCAGCAAAGAAACCAAAGGCAGCAAAGAAACCCGCCAAGAAAACUUCAGCGAAAAAGGCAAAGAAACCAGCAAAGAAGGCUGCUCCCAAGAAGAAGUAAGCGAAUAAUCGCAAACCAAACCAAACGGCCCUUUUCAGGGCCACCACAUCCUCCAAAAAGAGAACUACCGUAAAGCCAUUGUGUGUUUGAAUGUUAAUAAUGUUGUGUUGGUU